AUGGCAUUCGCUGGAAAAGAUCCACUAAGAGCUCCAAUAUCUCUUGCUCUAGACAAUAGAGGUGUAUGCGAACUCGAUCGAGUCGGUCUAACUGAAGACUUGGUCGAGCUAGACUUACAACGGGUAGAAAGAGGGUUCAGAGGUCACAGAGGGUACAAGAGGAACCUGAGGCAAACUCGACCGAUUGGUCAAGGAGAUGCUCCAAACCGCCACCAACAGAGACAAGGGAUUGUUCCACCACCAGUGCAGAACCACAACUUUGAGAUCAAGCUGGGAAUGAUCAACCUUGUCCAGAACAAGAUGUUCCAUGGAUUGCCAAGUGAAGACCCCAUUGACCACCUUGAUGAGUUUGAUAGGCUUUGUGAUUUGACAAAGAUCAAUGGUGUCUCUGAAGAUGCCAUCAAGCUGAGACUCUUUCCUAUGUCUCUAGCUGACAAAGCUCACCAAUGGGAGAAGAGCUUGCCCCAUGGCACAAUCACCACUUGGGAUGAAUGCAAGAAGGCCUUUCUUGCUAAGUUUUUCUCCACCGGUCGCACAGCCAAGCUUAGAGGAGAGAUAUCCAGCUUCAUCCAGCGAAACAAUGAGACAUUCGCAGAGGCUUGGGAGAGGUUCAAAGGGUACACAAGUCAGUGCCCACACCAUGGAUUCAACAAUGAAUCACUACUCUCCACUCUUUAUAGAGGAUGCUUGCCUAGGUAUAGGGAGAUGCUAGACACAGCUAGCAAUGGGAACUUCCUCAACCAGGAUGUAGAUGAUGGCUGGCAACUUGUGGAGAACAUAGCCAACUCAAAUGGAAGCUAUGGAGAAGAGUAUGAUCGCACCAACCGGAGCUCGACCCACCACUCGAUCGAGUCAGAUGAAAAGUUGAGAAAAGAUGUUAAGGCAUUGAAUGAGAAGUUGGAUAAGCUGAUCUUAGCUCAGUCCACAAUGAAGAAAGUCAACUUUGUGUCUGCUGAGGAGAUGGAACCAGUCCAAGAAGGGGAGGAUACACAAUUUGCUGAGGUGUGCUACAUGAGCAAUGGGCAAGGAGGUUACAACAAAGGAUACUAUAACUACAAGUCCAACCCAGCCAUGUCAUACCGCAACACUGAUGUUGCUAACCCUCAGGACCAGGUCUAUCCUCAACAACAAGCAAGCUCGAUCGAGUCAAGCCACAACAUGGGUAUGGUCAAAAGAACAAUUACCAAGGCCCAAGGGACUUUUCCUGGUCAGCAAAUGCACAUACCACCUGGCUUUCCCCACCAACCACCCCAGCCUGCACCACAAGAGAAUGAGCUCAAGGCAAUGCUAAACAACUUGCUUCAAGGGCAAGCUGAUGGUGUAGUGGACACAAGCAAGAAGCUAGCUGAAAUCAACUCAAGAUUGAGAAUCUCAACACAAGGGUUUACUCUCUGGAGAAUCAUGCUUCUUCUGUUGCUGCUGCUACAAAGCAAGGACAACUACCUGGUAAAGCUAUUCAGAACCCCAAGGAACAGUGCAAGGUCAUCUUCACUCAAGAAGGACUUGUUGAAGAAGAGGAUCAAGAAAGGAAGUGCAGGCACCUACUGUGCCAUUCACACUUCACCAGUUGAACUCGCACGACAAGCUCGAUCGGCAGCUCGAUCGAGUCCAUCUCUAGCUCGAUCGAGUCCGACCUCUUCUGUCCGACAACUUGUUUUGCUUGAUCCUUACAAGUUACAGAGGUCCUACAAGAGUCUACUCAUCAGUUCAACCUGCUUACUUCACCCACAUUCCUACAAAAGGUCCAGGAUCAAGGGAAAUUCACUCUCCCUUGCACACUUGGGCAUCUUGAGCUUGAUAAUGCCUUAG
This is a messenger RNA of Microthlaspi erraticum, 1809 nucleotides long. Lineage: Eukaryota; Viridiplantae; Streptophyta; Magnoliopsida; Brassicales; Brassicaceae. The record is from the annotation of a GenBank genome assembly.